AUGAGUGCUCCGGUUGCUACUGAACGUAAAUCAUUUUUACCCUUACGAUUACGAUCAACAACAGUUGUUGGAUCAAGUAACAUACCAACAUCUAUCCCAAUACCCAUGUCAUUGGGUGUACAAAAUGAUUCUAAAAUAUCACUUACAGUUGGCGAUCGUGUAUUAGUAAAUGGCCUUAAAAUCGGUACUCUUCGUUAUAAAGGUACAGUUAAAUUUGCUCAAGGAUUAUUCUAUGGUGUUGAACUUGAUGAACCCGAAGGUAAACAUGAUGGACAAGUGAACGAUUUUCGAUAUUUUCAAUGUAAAACCAAUCAUGGAGUAUUUGUACCCUAUGAUAAAGUUGUAUUAGCACCACGAGAACGUAUAUUACCAACACAUCGAACAAUUAGUCGUUUGAAACCUCCAACAGGAUCACGUGCAAUGACAAUAACAUCAUCGACACCAGUAAAUAAUAGAAUUGAAAUUCCUGUAAAAAUUUCUACAACACAUAUUCAACUACCUGAUAUUAUUCCAAGUCCAUUAACACCUACGCAACCAAUAUCAAUCGUCAAAGAAGUUGAUGAUUCAACUAGCACCGAUGAUUAUGAAGUUAUGACACUAACAGAAGAAUCAAGAAUUAUUUAUAGACCAGUCAUACACCAUCAACCAUUAGCAAUCGAUGAACCUCCAGAAACUAUUGAAGCUGAUUUUACAGAUAGUGUUUCAUUGAUUUUACAUCAACUUCAACAAGAACAACAGAUUUCUUUAAUUCAAUCACAGAGUUCAAUGACAAUUAGUGAAGGAAGUAUAGUUGAUGAUGAUGAAGAUGAUGAUAUUGAUACCGAUGAUUUGGAUAAUGAAAGUAUUGCUGAAUCAAAUAUAAGUGAUCAAAUACAAAUGAUUCGUCGUUUAUCAUCAAUAAAUGAGUCAACAAAAUCCGUUCAAACAGAUUUAUCAUUUGAUAUUAAUGAUAAUAUAUUUAUAUCUCGAAAUAAUUUCUUAGAUUUAAAAUCCUUAUCAAAUUCAAAUCAAUCCUUAGCUAGUUCAACUACAUCUAUUAAUAAAUUAAAAACAAACACAACAGAUAAUAAAAUGAAUACAUAUAAGAAAAGAACAAGUAUACCAACUUCUAUAACAAAUAUAAAACAAGUUGGAAUACCAUUGGCUAAAGUCGCAAUUCGUCUUUAUUUGAAUUUAUACACAACAAAUGAUGGAAGACCACCAAGAAACAUCAAAGUUGUGAUUCAUGGAUGUUUUGAUACAUCAUCAUCAAUAGAUAGUGGUAGUAGUGGAAGAAUCGGUGGUCAAUAUUAUCGUAGUCCAGAUGUACCACAAUUACCAUUUAUUCCUACAGAAUCUCAAGAUCCAUUAUAUGUGAUUAAUCCUAAGGGACCAGCUGAGAAUCAAAUACCAUCAACAUCACUGUUACCAUCCCCAAAUAAACCGAUACCAUUUUCUCGUAAACCUGGUCAAUGUUUCGAACAAAUUCUUAUCAUUGGUGGUUCACACAUAACAAUGAUUCGAUCACGUAAUCCAUUACAUCAAAUAGUCGGACCAGAGAUAAAUUUUGGUGGUACUGGUUAUACAUUUUCAUUACCAAGUGAUACUUAUGAAUUUGAAGUACAUUUUGUUCAACCAUUUACAAUGAAAUAUGUUUUCAUACCAUAUUCAGCUAAUGUAGAAAGUUUUAAAGUAGAAGCGUCACAUGCUGGGAUGUUAGCUGUAUUUACUUCUAAGAAUACAAAUGACGGUUUAGUUGUAGAUGGUUUUCCUACAAUGUUAAUUUCUAUGUUAGUUAUUACAAUUACUCAUACUACGGAUGGAUAUUUACCAAGUCAUAUUACAUUUAGUAUUGGAGUAUGUAAUCCGAUAUAUUCACCAUCGAAUGAAGGUAAUGAAAUUCCUGAAAUUACUGAUUGUACAUCUCAAUUACGUUUAUUUGGAAAUCCUAAACAAGUAACUCGAGUAGAUAUCAAAACUCUGAAAAAACAUAUGAAAGCUACUAAUUUAAUAAAUCCAAAUCAAAAUGGAAUGGAAUUUCUUACUGUAGAAACACAUACAAUUGAUAUCGUAUUAACAUCAACAUUAGCAAUUGAUUCAAUAACAUUUCAUUCGUUAAGUAAUAUUGAUAGUUUUAUAAUUCAACUUCAUCAUUCACAUCGAUAUUAUCUUGAAAUAACAUCUAAUAUUGGUUCGAAAAGUAUUAAUAAACUUGGCAAUGUACAAGCUAAUUUAAUACGGAUUAUUAUUCUUGGUACAGAAGAUGGUUUUCCGCCAAAUCAUAUAUCACUUAAAAUAGCUGCUUGUGUUCCAACACGUUUACCAAAAAUAAUGGCAAGUCCAUUUAAAAAUGGACCAUUGGGUCCAAUAUUACAAGACUCAUUUCAACCACCACCCUCUGUAGAAAUAUCCGCUACUGUAGAUGUACAAUUAAUUCAAGAGCCUCAAAUACAAAUAUUACCAUCACCGAUCCUUGUCGCACCAAUUAUUGAAUAUGUACCAUCGAUUAAUUCACCUCCACAAUAUGUAGAAAAUCAAAUUCCAGUAAAUGUUAUUCAACCUGAAACUAAUCUAGAGGUAUAUAAUAUAUUGUUAUAUCGUGGAGAUUACUUCUUCUAA
Molecule: messenger RNA, 2598 nt
Organism: Adineta steineri
Lineage: Eukaryota; Metazoa; Rotifera; Eurotatoria; Adinetida; Adinetidae
Source: the annotation of a GenBank genome assembly